Messenger RNA from Glycine soja, 2204 nucleotides. RefSeq names its product acidic leucine-rich nuclear phosphoprotein 32-related protein-like. Bases 325 to 1713 code for a protein of 462 amino acids. The record is from RefSeq and is a predicted model, not a curated record. Gene Ontology annotation, molecular function: histone binding. Gene Ontology annotation, cellular component: nucleus. Lineage: Eukaryota; Viridiplantae; Streptophyta; Magnoliopsida; Fabales; Fabaceae. The transcript is spliced from 2 exons.
CAAACCCCGAGCCCGUUUGCCCAGUCACAAGGAGAAAGAAAGAAAAGAAAAGAGGUUUAUCCUCCCAUUCGCCUUGCCGAGAGAGAGAGAGAGAGAGAAAUUUAUAAAACAACACUUUAGAGAGAGAAACACAAACCUAAAAAACUCUCCAAAAACCAUCGUCACCAGAACUCACUCGGGUUUUCUGUUUUUCAAUUCAAUCCAAUUUCGAAACAAAAAACGCGUUUGGUGUGUGUGUUCGCUCGCACCACUCUCAUGCCACUGGUUAACGGAGGCGAUACUUAAAACAAGCGUUGGGGGGGCUUUAAGACGGUGUCGUUUUGUAUGAGACAUAGGAUAUCGUAUUUGAUGGACGAGAUCUGGGAGAGAGCUAUGGAAACGGCGUUGGACGGCGAGAAGGACCACGCGGCGGCGCGGACGCUAACCCUAGACGGCGCCGUUAAGUGCGUGCAGGGGCGGUUACCUCCGCCGAGCCUUCUGGAGCGGUUCCAGAACCUGCAGCACCUAUCGAUAGCGAACGUCGGCGUUUCGUCGCUGGAGCAGUUUCCGCGGCUGAGGAAUUUGCAGAAGCUGAACCUCUCCGACAACCGGAUCGCCGGCGGGCUGGAGUUUCUCGUGCAGGCGGGGCUGGAUUCGCUGCGCGACCUCGAUUUGUCGAACAAUCGGAUUCAGUACAUUGAGGAUCUCGCGCCCCUCGCGCAGGUGAAGCUGGUCUCGCUGGAUCUGUACGAGUGCCCCGUGACGCGCGUGAAGGACUAUCGAUCUAGGGUUUUCGGGUUGAUCAAGUCGUUGAAGUACUUGGACAAGAUGGAUGCGGAGGAGAACGAGAGGCCCGAGAGUGACGACGAGGACGAGGAUGAGGACGAGGAGGAGGAGGAGGAGUUAGAAGAGGAUGACCCCGGGAGCGGCGAGAUUGACGGAGGUGAGGAGGAUCGUCCGUUUGGGAUUAACAAUGGGCACAGUGAGGGCGCUGAUGGUGUUGUUGAUGCUGAUGAUGAGGAGGAGAGUGACGCGGAUGAGGAGGAGACGGAGUCGUCGAGGCGGAUGGUUGUUAAUGGGGAGGGCCACCGGGAGAACGGUUUUCGGGUUGCGCCCGUCGAGGGUGACGACGUGGAGGAGGAGGAUGACGAGGAUGAUUCCGGGGAGGAGAUUGAUGAGGAGGAGGGGGAUGACGAUGAUGUGGUGGAGGUUCAUGAGAUUGAAGAUAGUGAUGAUGAGGAUGGAGUGGAGGAGUACGAUGACGAGGACGAUGACGAGGAUGAUGAUGAGGAGGAGGAAGAGGUGGAUAACGACGAGGGUGAUUUUGCGGAACCCGAGAGUACCGGGAGGCUGACGAGUACUGAGGGGGAGAUUGAUGGGCAUGAGCAGGGGGAGGAGGAUGGGGAUGAGGAUGAUAAUGGGGAGACUGGGGAGGAUGAGAUGGGGGUCGAAGAUGAUGGGGAGUUUGAAGAUGACGAUGAAGAAGAAGACUAUGGUGCUGGGUAUCUUGUUCAGCCAGUUGGACAGUCUGAUGCUCUCAAUGCUGGAGGAGCUGAUGUGGAUGGUGGAAAUGAUGACGAUGGUGAAGAGGAGGAUGAAGUUGAUGACGACGACGAUGAUCAGGUGUUGCCUCCUCCUGACUCUUCCCACAAGAGGAAGAGGGAUGAUGAAGAGGACGUGGACGACGAUGACGAUGUGGUAGCAUUCACGAAGUCACCCAAGAAGCAUCAUUGACUUCUAUUAUAUAUAUCAAUGUUCUUGUUCUGUUUCAGGCUUCCAUGUGUUGGAAGCAGGGAAACCUCAGUUUUAGAUAGAAGAACGAUUGAUUAGUUUUUAGGAAUUUAGCUCUCUCAUGAACAGAGGACAUAUUAGGGGAAAAAAAAAAGAAUUGUAUGUUGGGUGGAAAUGUGUUUAGUUCAAAAAGUCGUUAGUGUUUUUUCCCUCUUGCCUUUCACAUAGAGCCGUUACUCUAUUAAAUAUUCAAAUGGCAGUUAUCAGAGGUUUACCGCUCGGUCAUGUGCUCGAUGCUGGUGUUGUUGGCUUGUAAAGGAACUGGCUGGUGCUUGGAGGGAAAGGGUGGGAACCUUUUCAAUUUUUUUUUGUUUUUCAAAAUCCUCUAGUUUAUUGAGAGUACUUUUUUGGUGGGAGAAAAAGGAAAAAGCUUGUAAAAACACCUGUAGAUAGUUCUUUCUUUCUUAUGAUGAAAAUGAUUCCUAUCGAUCAAA